Messenger RNA from Glycine soja, 1276 nucleotides. RefSeq names its product chlorophyll a-b binding protein CP29.2, chloroplastic-like. The transcript is spliced from 2 exons. The coding region runs from base 78 to 950 and encodes 290 amino acids. Gene Ontology annotation, biological process: photosynthesis, light harvesting in photosystem I; response to light stimulus. Gene Ontology annotation, cellular component: plastoglobule; chloroplast envelope; chloroplast thylakoid membrane. NCBI's taxonomy places the organism in Eukaryota, Viridiplantae, Streptophyta, Magnoliopsida, Fabales, Fabaceae. The record is from RefSeq and is a predicted model, not a curated record.
CCCUCUCUCUCACAAUAACCACUAAUUCUCCCAACUCAAUUUUUCUCUCAACCGGCCCAAUUUAGCAUAAGCCCAGCAUGGCCACCGCAACAGCAGCAGCCACCUCGUCCUUCAUGGGGACGCGCCUCCUGGAGGCCCAUUCCGGGGCGGGGCGGGUGCAGGCCCGGUUCGGGUUUGGCAAGAAGAAAGCCGCCGCCCCGAAGAAAGUUUCCAGGGGGUCGGGCUCUAGCUCCGAUAGGCCCCUGUGGUAUCCGGGCGCCAAGGCGCCCGAGUACCUGGAUGGGAGCCUUGUCGGAGACUACGGGUUCGACCCAUUUGGGCUAGGGAAGCCCGCCGAGUACCUGCAGUUCGAGUUGGACUCGCUGGACCAGAACCUUGCGAAGAACGUGGCUGGGGACAUCAUUGGGACCAGGACCGAGCUCGCGGACGUGAAGUCCACGCCGUUCCAGCCCUACAGCGAGGUGUUCGGGCUGCAGAGGUUCCGCGAGUGCGAGCUCAUUCACGGGAGGUGGGCCAUGCUCGCCACUCUCGGAGCUCUCACUGUUGAGUGGCUCACUGGUGUUACAUGGCAAGACGCCGGAAAGGUGGAGCUAGUGGAAGGUUCAUCAUACCUAGGGCAACCACUUCCAUUCUCAAUCACCACACUGAUCUGGAUCGAGGUUCUCGUAAUUGGCUACAUAGAGUUCCAGAGGAACGCAGAGCUGGACCCAGAAAAGAGGCUGUACCCAGGUGGCAGUUACUUCGACCCACUGGGCCUGGCCUCAGAUCCAGAGAAGAAAGCCACCCUUCAAUUGGCGGAGAUCAAGCACGCCCGUCUCGCCAUGGUGGGCUUCUUGGGCUUUGCAGUCCAAGCUGCCGCCACUGGCAAGGGCCCGCUCAACAACUGGGCCACCCACUUGAGUGACCCACUCCACACAACCAUCAUUGACACCUUCUCAUCCUCCUCUUAAGAAGAAGCAAAAGAAGAAGAAUUGUCUUUCUUGUGCCUGGUCAUUCUAGUUAUAUUGUAAAAGUCUUUUUCUUCUUCUUCGGCUUUGGGUUGUAAUUAAACAUUUUCUACAUAGCUGGAUUAGUAGUACUUGUGAAAAACUUGUAACGUGAAAUUGGAGAGGCUAAGCAGAAAUGCUUCUGCUUGAUGUUAAGUGUUCUCCUGUGAAUGUUAAUUAUGCACGAAAUCGAGAGGGAAGGACGACGGUAAAAAAUACUGAUGAGGUUGAGAUCACUAUGAAAGGUAAUGGCAAGAAAUUGGAUUGAGGCCAUUGGAGAUUUUAAUUUA